UGAAGCCACCUUCUAGCUGAAACUUGGCCAUACGUUAUCCACACAAAUCUACCUUCUGAUUUGAUAAGACAGACAUGUUCAAAUCCAAUGUCCAAACCAAAUCCAACACAACAAAAAACUGAAAAAAUUUCUUCAAGAUUGUGUUGGGUAUCAAAAAAAUGUCUGUGACAUCUUCAUACCCAUGCAUCAAAAUCCCAGCAUGUUCCACUUCUUCAUCAUGCUCAUCAUCAUCAACUUCCUCCUAUAACUCUUUCAGAUUCUCUUCCUGCAAGCCUUAUGCUGUUGUUGUUACUAUAAGGAAUUCUCAGACUGAAGGGCCUAUAAGAAGACCAGUGGUCAGAGAACCAUCAUCAAGUGUUCCUCAGCUGCAGAAGCCAUCACCUCCUUCUCAACCUCCGCCGCAAGCCACGGUUGCGCCGCCGCCAGAGCAGAAGGCGGGUUCUGCUGCUGUUGGAUAUGAUAAGAAUGCUGUGACUACAAUAGAGUUUCAGAGGCAAAAGGCUAAGGAGUUGCAGGAAUAUUUUAAGCAGAAGAAGCUUGAAGAGGCUAGUCAGGGUCCUGCCUUUGGCUUCGUUGGGAAAAAUGAGAUUGGGAAUGGAAGAUGGGCAAUGUUUGGUUUUGCUGUUGGGAUGCUAACAGAGUAUGCAACUGGCUCUGACUUUGUUGAUCAAGUCAAGAUCCUUCUCUCGAAUUUUGGGAUAGUAGAUUUGGAAUGAAACUUUUAUAUUGUAUGUAUACUGUCAAUAGUUUCUUGUUGCUUUUCAAAGUUUAAACACUGUUCAUCAAUUUGUUUCAUCUUCAUAUAUAUAUAUAUAUAGCCAUUAAACUUUGCUUAGUCUUCAUACCUAUGGAAUAAUUCAAAUUUUAAUA
This is a messenger RNA of Lotus japonicus, 870 nucleotides long. RefSeq names its product light-harvesting complex-like protein OHP2, chloroplastic. Bases 159 to 716 code for a protein of 185 amino acids. Gene Ontology annotation, cellular component: chloroplast thylakoid membrane. The record is from RefSeq and is a predicted model, not a curated record. NCBI's taxonomy places the organism in Eukaryota, Viridiplantae, Streptophyta, Magnoliopsida, Fabales, Fabaceae. The transcript has 2 exons.